UAAAACGGGUUCCCAAUCCUAUUGCUUAGCAAGUUAGCAAGUUGAACAAUUUAAAAAAUAUAAAUUAUUAUAUAUAGGAAGCAAAAAUAAAAGAGCGAGUUUUCUGGCGGGUUUCUUUUGUCUCCCAGACAGAACGUCCUGGUGGUGAGCUCUCAUUGGUUACCUUAUCGCUAUGUAAUUAGUUUACUCUUUACUGGUAGCGGCUCUAUUAAUUGUAACUUACAUGUAUAAUCUCAAUUGAAUAUCAAUCAUGCCUAAAAUUAUUUGAAUAAAAACCGUUAAUUAUAAUCUAUUUCUAAUGCUAUUGUAAAUAUAUUUCAUUUCAUUUCAUUGUUCUCUUCGUUUAUAAAAGCUGACCAAAAGUAUUAUCUAAUAUUGUUGAAUUAACGCACGAAGAAUACCUAUAAAACGUCUAUUUACGGAACAGUCAUAUAUACAAAAUAUUUUACAAAUGUAUAAUAAAAUCGUGCUGUAGGAGUGUCAUAAUAUAAAAGAAUAGCUUUUGAUUACAGGCUGCCCCUAUAGACGUUUUAAUAAUAUUGUUUUUUAUAAUAUGCUUAUUUUGUAGCUAUUUAAUCAACAUAUUAUUAUCUUAACUGAUAAAAACAAUGAAAGAAGGGAAUAAUCAAUAUAUACAGACUGAAUUUAUGAAAGAACCUCAAACUCGCGGAUAUCGAUGGCCUAUUAUAGAUUUUCACCGUGGUACAAUAAAAAAAUCACCUAUAUUUGUUUUAUCAACUGUGACAUAUUCACUUGCUCUGAUGUACAAAGGAAAUGAUUUAGUUAUACUAUUUUUAUUUAGAAGAAAUCCUUAUGGUGGAUAUUUGUCUGUUAGAAUACAACUAUUAACUUUCGACGAAACACAUAUUAUAGAUAAGAACAAUAGGGAAAUCGUGUAUUCAAAUAUAAAAGAAAUAGAAGAAGAUAGGUUUGAAGUGAAUUUUCAAGUAACUCAUAUAUAUCCUGUAACAAAAAAACUGUUUAAUAGUGCCGACCCAAAACGAGAAGAAAUAAUGAAAUAUAUAAGUUCAUUAUUUUUUAAUACAGAAUUUUCUGAUGUAAUAAUUGCGUUUAAAGAUUUAAUAUUUCCUGCACAUAAAAUUAUACUUGCGUCACAAAGUACUAUAUUUAAAGACAUUUGUUACACUCGAGAAAAUGAAAUACCGUUAAAAAUUAAUAUAGCUGAUUGUGAGUUAGAAAAGAACAUUUUUGUUAUGAUGUUGCGGUAUAUAUAUAGUAACAAACUUGAAAAUACAAAUUGUACAGAUAUAAUAAAUAAAAUUAUUUCCGCAGCUGCUAUAUAUAAGGUAAACAAUUUGAAGAAAUUAUGUGAAUAUAUUUUAAUCGAACGUAUGAAUAUAGAGACUGUAUUCAAUUCUCUUUUAAUUGCUGAUAAAUUUAAUUUUCCUGAAUUAGAGAAUUAUUGUUUAGAAUUUAUAUCAAAAAAUAAGACAAUUUUUCGUUCGAGGAAAGAAUAUGAAAGUCUAAAACAGAAUUCAAGAAUAGUAAGUAAACUUAUAGAUUUCAUGUUCAAUUGAAAAAAUAUUAUAUUUUAUCGAAAAAAUCUUAAUUUAUUAAACUUA
Polistes canadensis is the source of this 1583-nucleotide messenger RNA. RefSeq names its product TD and POZ domain-containing protein 3-like. The transcript has 2 exons. Bases 609 to 1538 code for a protein of 309 amino acids. Lineage: Eukaryota; Metazoa; Arthropoda; Insecta; Hymenoptera; Vespidae. Gene Ontology annotation, cellular component: cytoplasm. Gene Ontology annotation, molecular function: ubiquitin protein ligase binding. Gene Ontology annotation, biological process: proteasome-mediated ubiquitin-dependent protein catabolic process; regulation of proteolysis. The record is from RefSeq and is a predicted model, not a curated record.